Symbiodinium pilosum is the source of this 861-nucleotide messenger RNA. The record is from the annotation of a GenBank genome assembly. NCBI's taxonomy places the organism in Eukaryota, Dinophyceae, Suessiales, Symbiodiniaceae.
AUGCUGCACAUCUGGAAAGCUUCGGGAGAGGAGCUUGCUACAGUUCCAGUCGAGGAGUUCGACGUGCUGAGUCUCAAGCAACAUCUGCAGCCGCUUUGUGGCGCAUCACGGUUCAGACAGCGGCUUCUACACGGCGAGGAGAAUUUGAGCGAUGAUAUUAGGCUGGACGCGCCCAUGGACCUGCAGCUGGUUCUGCUACCCUUCAUCGAUGCCACGGAUGAAGAGGGGAUAUUGUUUGUGGAGGCUGCAGCCCGUGGGUUGGUAUCCCAGGUUGAAGAGAUGUUGCAGCGACCCCAGAGUCCUGACGCAACGAAUUGGGAUGGCACAACAGCUUUAAGAGAUGCGGCUAUGCAGGGAUCGGUGGACAUGACACGAUUGCUGCUAGCAUCAGGCGCCAGCCAAAAUGUCUGCGACUACAAUGGCCGAAGCCCUCUGUGGGCAGGAUGCUUCCAAGGACAUGUGGCAAUCGUACAGCUCUUGCUUACAGCGCGUGCUGACAAAGAGACGCCUGCCAACAAUGGCGACACGCCUUUGUGGGCAGCGCUGCACCAUGACAGGUUGGACAUCGCAAAGUUGUUGCUAGAAGCUGGGCCGGAGAGGGAAAAGCGCGACGCUGAUGGGGUUUCACUGCUGGGAUAUGCAUCCAUGAAGGGCCAUAUCGACAUCGCACGCCUGUUGCUGGAAGCAGGCGCGAACUUGCGAGCCCGUGACAAAAUGGGCAUGACGCCUCUCUUUGCAGGGAGUUUCUAUGGGCACGUGGAGAUUGUGCAGCUGUUGCUGGCGGCCCGUGCCGACGCUGGGUUCUUCUUUGGCAUGCUUCUAGCCAAUUUGCAGGGCGUGUUUCCAUUUGAAAGUUUUUAG